GAAGAACAUACGCAAUUUCUAGUUUAAAACUUAUAAAUUCUUCUUUCUUCAGUCUCCCUCCUUAUAACAACUUCUCUAAUCCUUAAAUUAUUCUUGUUAUCUUUUCCAAAACGCCUUCUCUCUGUUUUUCUUUUGUAUGUUUCUAAUGUACCGAUCAUUAAUGGGUACUGCAAGAUCCAUAAUCUCAUUUAUGCUCGUGCUCUUCUUGCUUUUGACCAUCCCUACUCGAGCUCAAAGAACAACAACGGAGACUCCAAAAACAGAGUUUAUUUUCCGAGGUUUUAGCGGAAACCAAUCAAAUAUUGUGACAACGGGAGCUGCGACGAUCAAACUCGACGGACUAUUGAGGCUCACUGACCGAAACUCAAACGUUACCGGUACAUCUUUCUACCACAAACCUGUGAGAUUGCUGGAGACUAAUACAAGUUCCACAAACUCCACAAUCCGUUCUUUUAGCACUUCCUUCGUAUUUGUCAUCAUCCCUACAAGCUCUAGCAACGGAGGUUUUGGCUUCACCUUCACGCUAUCUCCAACCCCUGAUCGUACCGGAGCCGAAUCCGCACAGUACUUGGGACUUCUCAACAAAGCAAACGACGGGAAUUCGACGAAUCACGUUUUUGCUGUGGAAUUCGACACAGUGCAAGGUUUUAAAGACGGUGCCGAUAGAACAGGCAAUCACAUCGGUCUGAAUUUCAACAGUUUAACAUCUGAUGUCCAAGAACCGGUCGUGUAUUACGACAACGAAGAUCCUAACCGGAAAGAGGAUUUCCCACUACAGAGUGGCGAUCCAAUCCGAGCAAUUUUGGAUUACGAUGGGCCAACUCAAACGCUAAACUUAACUGUCUACCCGGCUAACUUGAAGUCUAGACCCGUAAGGCCUUUGAUCUCGCGACCUGUUCCAAAGUUGUCGCAAAUCGUGCAAGAAGAAAUGUAUGUUGGAUUCACAGCAGCUACAGGGAGAGAUCAGUCGAGUGCUCACUACGUCAUGGGCUGGAGUUUUUCUAGCGGCGGUGAUCUUCUAACUGAAGAUACGCUUGACCUCUUGGAACUUCCUCGUCCGCCUCCGAACACGGCGAAGAAGAGAGGUUACAAUUCUCAAGUACUCGCUCUGAUCGUAGCUCUAUCGGGAGUAACAGUGAUCUUGCUUGCGUUACUCUUCUUUUUCGUGAUGUACAAGAAACGAUUGCAACAAGGAGAGGUUCUUGAAGACUGGGAAAUCAAUCAUCCUCAUAGACUUAGAUAUAAAGAUCUCUACGCUGCUACGGAUGGAUUCAAGGAGAAUAGGAUUGUCGGAACUGGAGGAUUUGGAACCGUUUUCCGAGGAAACUUAUCGUCACCUUCGUCUGAUCAAAUCGCCGUGAAGAAGAUAACUCCGAAUAGUAUGCAAGGUGUUCGAGAAUUCAUCGCAGAGAUCGAGAGUUUGGGGAGAUUAAGGCAUAAGAAUCUGGUCAACCUUCAAGGAUGGUGCAAGCAAAAAAACGAUCUCUUGUUAAUUUAUGAUUAUAUCCCUAACGGAAGCUUAGACUCGCUGCUCUACAGUAGACCAAGACAGAGCGGUGUUGUUUUGUCGUGGAACGCACGUUUUAAGAUUGCUAAAGGAAUCGCGUCUGGUUUGUUGUAUCUCCAUGAAGAAUGGGAAAAGGUUGUGAUUCACAGAGACAUAAAACCUAGCAACGUUUUGAUUGAGGACGAUAUGAAUCCUAGGUUGGGAGAUUUUGGACUCGCGAGGCUUUACGAACGCGGAUCGCAAUCGAACACGACCGUAGUCGUGGGCACAAUUGGGUACAUGGCACCAGAGCUAGCACGCAACGGCAAAUCUUCGUCUGCGUCUGAUGUUUUUGCGUUUGGCGUUUUGUUAUUAGAGAUAGUCUCCGGGAGAAGACCGACUGACUCAGGGACAUUCUUCUUGGCCGAUUGGGUUAUGGAAUUGCACGCGAGAGGAGAGAUUCUCCAUGCGGUGGAUCCGAGACUUGGAUUUGGUUACGACGGCGUUGAGGCACGGCUUGCUCUUGUUGUGGGAUUGCUCUGUUGCCAUCAAAGACCGACGUCUCGGCCGUCCAUGAGAACGGUGCUUAGGUAUUUGAACGGAGAUGAUGAUGUACCUGAAAUUGAUAACGAUUGGGGAUACUCGGAUUCUUCAAGAAGCGAUUUAGGAUCCAACUUUGAAGGAUAUGUUUCAUCGGAUAGGGCUUCGAGCUCAGUCCCAUCUUUCUCCGUUACAAGGGUUUCUUCUAGUUCUGUUAUCAGUGGUAGAUAGUACAAAGUCAAUUACUUCGAGUUUUUUUCUGUUGUAACUUAUAAGCAAUAACAGUAGUACAAAUUUUGUUUUUCACUUCUUAUGGUAUUUUUGGUAUUUAGCAUUCAAACGGCUAGUUUAACAAAAGCGUAUAGCUAAGAGCGG
Arabidopsis thaliana (thale cress) is the source of this 2401-nucleotide messenger RNA. RefSeq names its product lectin receptor kinase a4.1 (gene LECRKA4.2). The transcript has a single exon. Gene Ontology annotation, cellular component: plasma membrane. The record is from RefSeq and is marked reviewed. Gene Ontology annotation, molecular function: protein kinase activity; protein serine kinase activity; carbohydrate binding. Gene Ontology annotation, biological process: cell surface receptor protein serine/threonine kinase signaling pathway; seed germination; abscisic acid-activated signaling pathway. Bases 137 to 2257 code for a protein of 706 amino acids. NCBI's taxonomy places the organism in Eukaryota, Viridiplantae, Streptophyta, Magnoliopsida, Brassicales, Brassicaceae.